CGCCGCCUUUCUGGGGAGGCGUGACUGAAACUCGCGGUCCCGGCCUCUCUUAGACUGGUGGCUUUGCAAUGGCACCUCUACGGCGUGGUGGGGCUAAAGGGAAUCAAGGCGGCACGUCGGCAGGGACAGAGUUGGCACAAUCGCGGCGCCUGGACAGUAUAAAGAAGAAUCGAGUCCAUCAUGAAUCCCAGAGAAAAUGGUUGAAAAUUUCAUUUUGGGGAUCAUCUGGUCUACUUGCCAGUCUUUUAUUGUGGAGCUUUUUGAAUGGUGAUGAUGGGGUUACUGAAGUUCUGGCUCAUCAUAAUGAAAUUCUACAGAACAAGUUUAUUGAGGUGAUUUGUUCUAAGGAUUAUGACAGUCACAAAAGAUUUGAAGGGUGUACACCUAGAAAAUGUGGCAGAGGAAUAACAGACAUAAUAAUCACCAGAGAGGAAGCCCAACAACUUCGUCGUAUAGCUGAAAAGGGAUUAUCACUAGGAGGAUCUGAAGGAGGGGCUUCCAUCUUAGACUUACAUUCUGGAGCACUUUCAUUUGGAAAACAUUUUGUAAAUCUUUACAGAUAUUUUGGGGCAAAAAUUCAAAAUAUCUUUUCAGAAGAGGAUUUUCAGCUAUACCGUGAUGUGAGGCAAAAAAUUCAACAUGCAAUUGGUCAAGCUUUUGAUAUCAACUUUUCAUCCAUGUAUCUGACAAAACCUACCUUCUUCUCCCGGAUAAAUAGUACAGAGGCCAAGACAACUCAUGAUGAAUACUGGCAUCCUCAUAUUGAUAAGGUAACAUAUGGUUCCUUUGAUUAUACCUCACUGCUGUAUCUCUCAGAUUAUAUGGAAGACUUUGGUGGAGGAAGAUUUAUGUUCAUGGAAGAGGGUUUUAACAAGACUGUGGAACCUAAAGUUGGUCGAGUCUCCUUCUUCACCUCGGGUUCAGAAAAUCUCCAUCAGGUAGAGAAAGUCCAUUGGGGUACUCGUUAUGCAAUUACCAUCUCUUUCACCUGCAAUCCUGACCAUGGUAUUGGGGACCCAGCAUAUCUUUAAGAUAAGGGCCUUGUGGGUUCAUGGUUUGAAAUAAUAAAGUGAUAAAUUUGAAUUUAAAAA
This is a messenger RNA of Antechinus flavipes (yellow-footed antechinus), 1091 nucleotides long. RefSeq names its product 2-oxoglutarate and iron dependent oxygenase domain containing 3 (gene OGFOD3). The transcript is spliced from 9 exons. The record is from RefSeq and is a predicted model, not a curated record. NCBI's taxonomy places the organism in Eukaryota, Metazoa, Chordata, Mammalia, Dasyuromorphia, Dasyuridae. The coding region runs from base 69 to 1031 and encodes 320 amino acids. Gene Ontology annotation, molecular function: L-ascorbic acid binding; iron ion binding; oxidoreductase activity, acting on paired donors, with incorporation or reduction of molecular oxygen. Gene Ontology annotation, cellular component: membrane.